Molecule: messenger RNA, 3343 nt
Organism: Melanotaenia boesemani (Boeseman's rainbowfish)
Lineage: Eukaryota; Metazoa; Chordata; Actinopteri; Atheriniformes; Melanotaeniidae
Gene: pkp2
Product: plakophilin 2
Exons: 13
Coding region: 93-2468 (791 amino acids)
Biological process (GO): cell-cell junction assembly; intermediate filament bundle assembly; cell-cell adhesion
Cellular component (GO): cytoplasm; intermediate filament; intercalated disc
Molecular function (GO): molecular adaptor activity; cadherin binding; protein kinase C binding
Source: RefSeq, a predicted model, not a curated record
ACAAAGCAGGACGGACUUUUAAUCCAGGAACAAAAUUUAUCAGAUUAAAUGAGGACACGGGUAGACUAUUGACUUGUUUUUGUGGACCCACAAUGGAAGAGACCUUUUUGAAGACGGCGAUACCUGCGCAGGACCCCUGCGAGCUGGAUGACUCCAGUCUGGCUCUGCCGACCGCCCCGACACCGAGAUCAUCGACGAGAAAUGAGUCUGGCGACCGGAGCCUCCGUGUUCAGCAGCAAGUUCAGCUCACACUGGCACGGAAAACAAAGAGGAGUUUCUUAAAUGGUGGAGCUCAUUUACAAACAAAUACAUCACGGAGCUUUGAUGGUAUAGAUGGAUUUCUAUCAAACGCAAAGGUAAAUGGAUCGGGCUUCACCAGCCAGUCCCUCUGCAGCAGCCAUGUUCGGAGGCCAACCAGGAGAGUGGAAGUGUCUCCACCACCAAGUCCGGAGUUAUCUCGCACUCAUUAUAAUUACAGUAAGUAUCGGCAUGGGAUGUACUCCAUUCCAGGACCCAGCAAGUCACAUGCAGUGGGAACUCUGCUGGAUUACUCGCAAGGAUCAGAUUCAUUUCAACGCUAUGCUUUCUCAGAAGGACUACAUGGGUCGCGUAUACGUGCAUCUAACUUAUCUGCACCUGGGAGCUUCAACCGCAGGUCUCUCAGACUGACUGCAAGACCACAGUCUAAGUUUGGAACUGCUGCAUUUCAGCAAAAUACUGAAUGUGACUCCCCGUGGAGUUAUAGACAAAAUACUGUCAAACAGGAGAAGCGCACUGUGCAGGAACACAAUAAUGCAACGUUUGGACCUACCCAGCCUGAUCGGGGCUUGUCUUGGCUGGCGCAGGUCAGGAGGGAUGGCCAGAGGUCCUUGAGAGUGAAAUCCUACUCGCCCUCUGUUAACAGUGCAGAGGUGGACAUGGGGAGGCAUGUGGAAGUAGAACUGCCUACUCAGCAGAUACAGUCAGAGAAUGUCACAGUACUCAAUUCAGGCAAUAGACCUCCAGAGAUGACGCUAGAGAGGGCUGUGAGCCUGUUGACACAGGAUGAUGAAGAAACGCUGAUCUGUGCAACCAACUGCAUACAAAGUCAAUGCUUCCAGGGAGCUGAUGCUAGAAAGAUGGUGUUCUAUUUGCACGGGAUUGAAAAGCUGAUGCAGCUCCUGGACAACAGCAGUGAGGAGGUGCAGCGUGUCACAGCUGGGGCCCUCCGUAAUGUCGUCUACCAGAGCAGCAAAAACAAAAUGGAAGUGAAGGACAAAGACGGCUUGGCCAUUAUUUUGAAUGCACUAGCAAACAGCCAGGAUAUGGAGACCAGACGUCAACUUACAGGUCUUUUGUGGAACCUUUCUUCUCAUGACCUUUUGAAGGAGCGUUUCCCCAGACAGGCCGUACAUGUGCUCACCAAGUCCGUGUUGGUGCCCAGCUCUGGCAUUUCUGAAGGAGAGAACCCAAAAGAUGAGCUGCUUGCUGAUUCGGAUGCUUUCUACAAUGCUACAGGCUGCCUGCGAAAUCUGAGCUCUGCUGGCCCAGACGUCAGGAAAGCAAUAAGGGAGUGUGAGAAUCUCAUUGACUCUCUUGUCUACUACAUCCGAGGAACUGUAGCCAACUAUAAGACUGAUGACAAGUCCACAGAGAACUGCAUCUGCAUCCUGCAUAACCUGACUUAUCAGGCUGAGUCAGAGCUCCUGCAGCACUCCACCCAACAUCUCAGGGAAUCUCGACAAAACUUGGCACCCAAGACGACGUCUGUUGGCUGUUUUGCUUAUCGCAGUGCCAAGAUCGCAAAGGAUCUGGAGCAUGAGCCCCACCUGCUGGAGGAGAAGGCAAACCCCCACGGUACUGAGUGGCUGUGGAGCCCCAUCACCAUCAGGAUGUACCUGUCACUGGUGGCCUGCAGUACACGUAACUUCACACAGGAGGCAGCCAUCGGAGCGCUGCAGAACAUCACGGCGGGAAACGGAGCGAUGAGUGAAGCCAUCGCCGUCACCAUUGUUCAGCGGGAAAAUGGACUCCAGCACGUUAAGAAGGUUUUAGAGGAAGGGGACAGUCAAAUGAAGAGGACGGCCAUAUCUCUUAUAAAAAAUCUCUCUCGUUACCAGGAGCUGCACCCCACCAUUGUGAACCAUGUGUUGCCAGAUGUGGUGAAGAUGCUGCCCAAGGAUGACACCGGCACCGACCUUCCCAAUGAGGGGACCAUUUCUCUGUGUCAUAUCCUGAUUAACCUGAGCCAGAGCGACAUGAAAAAUGUCAAAGCCAUCAUCAACCUUGGAGCUCUUCCAAAAAUCAUGAACAUCAGCAAAACAGACAAUGGCUAUGGGCUGAGCCGAGCAGGUCAAGCAGCUUGUGUUCUGCUGCACACGAUGUGGAGACACAGGGAUCUCCAUGGAGUCCUCAAACGGUGUGGCUUCAAGAAAUCAGAUUUCAUUAAUGCAAGGACAACAAAGGCUGUGAACUCGAUGCAGAACUGAGGAGAAGAUCCAUGUAAUAACAAAGCAGGGGCACUGUUUUUUUUACCAGUUGCAAUAUAUUCUCACCUUUUAUAUUGAAUAUAUUUACACAUUUAUUAUGGAUCAUCUUCAUCAAAGUACACACAAAUCAUUGUGAAAUGCACUUGUUUCUUUGUGUUGUUCUGAGUGAACAUUUCUUUUAGAUUCCAUGAAAUGAGUGAGAUACAUAUUUUAUGAAGACAGAAAGGAACAGAUAUUAGCUCGAACAUCAAAUACUUAUGUCUACUGCCGUGUUGCCUUAUGUUUAAUGAAACUGACAGAUGAAUGUAGAAAUUUUAGAAAACUUUGAGUCACUGUAGCUAUAAUAAUGAAUUGAAUUUUAAGUGUUUUCUAGUUUGCAUGUUUUGUUCUUGUGGCAGCUCAACAGAUGAUGGCACAGUAAAUAUGGCAAAGAACCACAAUAAAAACAUUAGACUGUCCACAAUAAGCAAGAUGAGAGAGAUGAAGUCAGCAUUAACAUUUUGAGAAGAAGCACAUAAGUUUUUAUUAAAUGUAUUUUAAAGUGUAAUGCUAAAAAAAUUUUUUAUGUUUAUUUAACAUGUAAACAAAAUUACAAUGCAGAUAAACUGUUAAACUGUUUAUUCCUGGUGACUUCUGAUUAUUAUUACAACAAACAUGGUGAUUAAAAAGGUUAGUCACAGCUUGGCAGCACUGAGCCUACAGCGUUUCCCCAUACAGUCCAUUCCUGUGAAUAAAUCUGUUAACUGAGGAAAAACUUGGCUCGUUUAUUCAAAUAAAAAUCUAUAAUGAUAAAAAUAUUUUUAUGCAUCAAUUUUAAAAGAAUAUUCUAACUUUUGUUGUUGACAACCUGACCUGCAGCGUGUAAAUAAAGAUUA